Molecule: messenger RNA, 2097 nt
Organism: Salvia miltiorrhiza (redroot sage)
Lineage: Eukaryota; Viridiplantae; Streptophyta; Magnoliopsida; Lamiales; Lamiaceae
Exons: 14
Coding region: 301-1602 (433 amino acids)
Source: RefSeq, a predicted model, not a curated record
CCAAUACCUAAACAUCGCAGUUGCUUUCAUUUUAUGAUGGUCCCACCAAAAGAGAAACGAGCUCGGGCAGCAAGGGACAUUCGCGCAAUCAUGUUUCCAUCCAAUAGGCUCCUGCCACGUGGCGCGACGGCAGUGGGCCUGUUUACUCUUUACCUUGCUUUCAUCGCAGCUCUCAUUUUCCCUCCGAUUUUCCCAUCAAUUUAUCGCCGGUGAUAUUUACUGAGACGGCAUAUAAAAAUUAUCUGACUUUGCAUUUUCACUUUCCAAAAAAAAUUGAGUUCCAUAAAAAAAGCAGGAAUAAUGGCGGAGAUUGAUGAGCCGUUGCUGCGGCGGCGCCUCGCUGGAGAGGAGAAGGCGACAGAGCUUGAGGAGCCGGGUAAUAGCAGCAGCGCUGUUGCUGAGAGAAAACCUGCUCGACUGGCUUCGCUCGAUGUUUUCCGAGGCCUCUGCAUUUUUCUAAUGAUGCUUGUAGAUUAUGCUGGCUCGAUUUUCCCAGUUAUUGCUCAUGUUCCGUGGAACGGUCUCCAUUUGGCAGACUUCGUGAUGCCAUUUUUCCUUUUUGUAGCUGGAAUUUCUGUGGCCAUUGUGUACAAGAAAGUUUCUAAUAGAGUCGACGCUACAUGGAAGGCCCUCCUUAGAGCACUGAAACUAUUUAUCCUUGGUGUAUUUCUUCAGGGAGGAUACUUUCAUGGCACUACUUCAUUGACAUAUGGUGUGGACAUUGAAAAGAUAAGACUGUUUGGAAUUUUACAGAGAAUAGCAAUCGGAUAUGUUGUAGCGGCAUUAUGUGAAUUAUGGCUUCCAUUUCAUAGGUCGAGAAGCGAAGGUCUCCGCAGAAUUUAUAAUUGGCAAUGGUGUGUUGUAUUGUUGCUGUCUGUUGUGUAUUUAGGGCUCUUAUAUGGCUUGUAUGUACCGGAUUGGCAAUUUGUAGUGCAAUCGGAUUCCUCCAUGGCGACAGCAAGUAAUUACACAGUUUAUUUGGUUAAAUGUUCUGUAAGAGGAGAUCUCGGUCCUGCAUGCAACUCUGCUGGAAUGAUAGACCGUGACAUUCUUGGAAUUUAUCAUCUCUACACAAAGCCCGUUUACAGGAAUCUAAAGGAAUGCAGCAUAUCUGGUGACGGACAAGUCCCACAAACUUCACCCUCAUGGUGUCACGCCCCUUUUGAUCCUGAAGGUAUUUUGAGUUCACUGACAGCUGCAGCGAGCUGCAUUAUCGGACUCCACUAUGGACACAUUCUAAUACAGUUUCAGGAUCACAAAGAGCGGCUAUGGACCUGGGCCAUAUUCUCAGUUUCAUUGAUGUGCCUGGGUUCGUUACUUGCCCUUGUAGGUAUACCACUUAACAAAUCUUUAUACACAAUCAGCUAUUUGAUGGUUACCUCUUCUGCAGCUGGAAUCACUUUUUGCCUACUCUAUGCACUGGUUGAUGUUUAUGGCUGGAGGCGCGUGACUUGUGCAUUCGAGUGGAUGGGAAAGCAUUCUCUGGCUAUCUUCAUUCUCGUAACAUCAAACAUAAUAGUCAUACUUGUUCAAGGGUUCUACCUCAACUCUCAUGAUAAUAACAUUAUAAACUGGAUUAUAACGCGGUUCGUGCACAAGUGAACGGUCCAACCUGUUCCAAUGCAGAAUAUCUGGGAGAUCCCCUUCUCACAUAUGACAGUAUCAAGCGAUUGUGAUAAGAAGAAACUGCUGCUUAAAUGGAUGUGGAUUGCUGUCAUUUUUCUUCAUGUGAUGUGAUUGAUGAUCUCUAGCAACAAGUCAAACUAACAGGUAAUUAAAUAAGGUGAUCUUAUUAUUUCCGCAGUGUAUUAUUCAGAUGAAUUUUUAUUACGAAGUGAGCACACAUGACGUACGUUAAUGAUUCAAGAAUUAAAAAUAUAACAAUAUUUGAAAUCAAUGAAGCAUCCUAGGAUGGCCCAAACUAUCAGUGGGUGGAUUUGUUGGGCCAAUCUUGUCAGUUGUUGGACUUUUAACGGACCCCAACACUUAUAGCUGCCCUUUUUUUUUUUGCUUUGGAAUAUACUAUUCUUUUAGUUUCAUUAAAUUUUGUACGUAUUUUUACAGUGGCUUUUUUUUGUUGAUUAUAAUUAUUUUGUU